Molecule: messenger RNA, 4865 nt
Organism: Aquila chrysaetos chrysaetos
Lineage: Eukaryota; Metazoa; Chordata; Aves; Accipitriformes; Accipitridae
Gene: INVS
Product: inversin
Exons: 17
Coding region: 739-4062 (1107 amino acids)
Biological process (GO): protein localization to ciliary inversin compartment
Cellular component (GO): ciliary inversin compartment
Molecular function (GO): protein binding
Source: RefSeq, a predicted model, not a curated record
UUUUUUUUUUUCAGGUACAGGCCUUUACCUUUAUUACUUCAUGCUUAAUAUCUGCUGUAGAAAUUUUCACUUCAUUUUACAUAAAUGUGAAUGUUUUUCUGGUAUUUUAAUAACAUUUCCCCUCAAUGUUGAUAUGUAUGCAUCUGCAAUUAUCUUAAUAACAACAGAUGCUGUGUAGCAAUAUAUAGUCCACACAAAAUAGUGUGUGGACCUGAGCUGAUCAUUAUGAAGAUCUUGAGGCAGUGGUAGUUCAGCAAAGGUAGCAGUUCCAUUUCAGAAGAGGCUAGGAAGGCAACUGUAGUGGUAGAUAUGAUUUAGGAAAGCAAUAGAGAAGAAAGAAGAGAAUGCUAUUGUACCACUGCAUAAAUCCGUGCUUUGCCCAUAACUAGUGGAGUUUUCUUUCCAUCUCAAAAGGGUUAGAACAGAACUGUGAAAAGGUCCAAAAAAGGGCAAUUAGCAUGGUCAUGCAUACAGAAAAGGUGCUGCCUGGGUAACAGCUAAGUAAGCUAUGACUCUUUCAGCUAGAGGAAGAUAUGAUUGGGGAGGAUAUGUUAAAAGUCUGUAGAAUAAUUUCUGAUGGAUAAGAAUUGUUUAUUUACUGUCCCUUCCAGUACGAGGAUUAAGAGCCCUCAGAUGGCAAGAGCCAGGACAAGGCAGAUGAAAGCCAGCAGUUUAACUGAAUUCCUAAAAAAAAUGUUGGUGGUGCAGAUCUGACCUAUGGUAAUACCUUGAAAGAGUAUGAAUAUUUCAGCAAACUGCCUCUUCAGUGGUUCCUCAUUAGCAUCUGAAGUGCAUGCUGCUGCUGUUAAUGGAGAUAAGAGUACCCUCCAAAAGCUAAUAGCAGGAAACUCUGAGCUUAAAGAUAAAGAGGACCAGUUUGGAAGAACUCCACUUAUGUACUGUGUAUUGGCAGACAGGCUGGACUGUGCAGAGGCAUUGCUGAAGGCUGGAGCCGAUGUUAAUAGAGCUGAUCGUAGCCGAAGAACUGCUCUCCAUCUUGCUGCACAAAAGGGAAAUUACCGCUUCAUGAAACUUUUACUGGCUCGUAGAGGGAACUGGAUGCAGAAGGACUUAGAGGAUAUGACACCUUUACAUUUAACUACACGUCACAAAAGCCCAAAAUGUUUAGCUUUGUUGCUAAAACAUAUGGCACCUGGAGAAGUGGAUACCCAGGACAGAAACAAGCAAACUGCAUUGCAUUGGAGUGCCUACUACAAUAACCCAGAGCAUGUGAAACUUCUCAUAAAACAUGAUUCAAAUAUUGGAAUCCCUGAUAUUGAAGGAAAAAUCCCACUUCACUGGGCAGCUAACAACAAGGAUCCUAGUGCAAUUCACACAGUGAAAUGUAUUCUGGAAGCUGCACCUACAGAAUCUCUGCUUAACUGGCAAGACUAUGAAGGACGAACUCCCCUUCAUUUUGCUGUUGCUGAUGGGAAUGUAGCAGUUGUUGAUGUCCUGACCUCCUACGAAGGCUGCAAUGUGACAUCUUAUGACAACUUGUUUCGAACUCCCCUUCACUGGGCAGCCUUACUUGGUCAUGCACAGAUUGUCCAUCUCUUAUUAGAAAGAAAUAAGUUUGGAACUAUCCCAUCUGAUAGUCAAGGUGCAACACCCCUACAUUAUGCAGCGCAGAGCAACUUUGCUGAAACAGUUGAAGUAUUUUUGAAACAUCCUUCCGUAAAAGAUGACUCAGAUCUUGAGGGAAGAACAUCCUUCAUGUGGGCAGCUGGCAAAGGCAGUGAUGAUGUCAUUAGGACUAUGCUGACUUUAAAAUUGGAUAUCGAUAUCAAUAUGACAGACAAAUACGCUGGCACAGCGUUACAUGCUGCUGCCCUUUCUGGCCAUGUCAGCACAGUGAAAUUGCUGCUGGAACACAAUGCACAGGUAGAUGCUUUGGAUGUCAUGAAACAUACCCCGCUUUUCCGAGCCUGUGAGAUGGGACACAAAGAAGUGAUACAGACGCUCAUUAAAGGAGGAGCAAGAGUAGAUUUGGUUGACCAAGAUGGCCAUUCGCCCCUUCACUGGGCAGCCCUGGGAGGAAAUGCUGACGUGUGCCAAAUCUUGAUAGAAAAUAAAAUCAACCCUAAUGUACAGGAUUAUGCAGGUAGAACACCUUUGCAGUGUGCUGCUUAUGGAGGUUACAUUAACUGCAUGGUAGUGUUACUGGAAAACAAUGCGGAUCCAAAUAUUCAGGAUAAAGAGGGAAGAACUGCUUUGCACUGGCUCUGUAACAAUGGCUACCUUGAUGCUAUAAAGUUGCUGCUUGGUUUUGAUGCUUUCCCUAAUCAUAUGGAGAACAGCGAGGAGAGAUAUACUCCACUUGAUUAUGCCUUGCUUGGUGAACACCAUGAAGUGAUUCAGUUCAUGUUAGAACAUGGGGCUCUGUCUAUAGCUGCCAUACAGGACAUCGCUGCUUUCAAAAUUCAGGCUGUCUACAAAGGAUACAAAGUUAGAAAGGCUUUUCAAGAGAGGAAGAAUCUUUUAAUGAAACAUGAACAGCUGAGAAAAGAUGCUGCUGCCAAGAAACGUGAAGAGGAAAGUAAGAAAAAAGAAGCUAAGCUACAGAAAGGGAUGCAGAACGUGGAACAAAAUAGGUUUCGAGUACAACAGAAUCCUGCAAAUCGAGAGAAGACUACCAGCAUCUCACAGUUACCUAAUAAACCAAUCGAUAUACAGAAUAAGAGACCUCUGUCCCUCAACGCUUCACAAAUUCAACCAGGGAGAAACAGUAGAGGUUCACCUAAAGCUUGUCACAACAAAGGGACACCAAAGGAGAGUUGCCUGUCAGCAGAGCCUCAGAGUGAAGGUCAUAAAAUCAGGCAAGAUUCAUUGAGGAAACGCAUCAAAAGCAAGUCAAGUUGUGUCCAUUUCCAUUGUGGUAAAGCAAAAGAGGGAACAAAAGUUGAAGUGAAACAUCAGGUUGCAGCUGCUACAGAACUGGAUGGAGAAAAGCACGAGGAGCACACUGUUGAGGCAACGGGUACUUGUGCUCGGAGGAGCAGAAGGCGUACUACUUCUGCUUGUAGGACUGCUAGUGUUGGAGAAAAAUUAAGAGAUCAAAGUCAGUCUUCAUCUGGCAACAGGGACCAUUGUGAAAGAACGGCUGUUUUCUUCUGCAAUGUCAGUUGUACUGGUGGAAUUGCGAGAAACUCAAAGCAGUGUGAAGCUGCUUCCAAAGGCAAAAGGCAUCAGCAGAAAUCCAGAAAUAAAGAGGUAAAUGAUGAGCGAUGUUCACCAGCUGGCUCUAGUAGACCAGGAAGUGCCAAAACGGUAUUUGUAAACACCAGAAAUGACAGUGUGCAUGCUGUAGAACAAACUAACAAAGUGGGAAAUAAUGAAUUAGCAAAAAAGGCCUCCCCUUUAUUGUCUGCUGAGGCGGAACCUACCGGAACUGUGCCAAGAAACCCAGCAGCGUGUUCUGCUCCUGAUGACAGCUCGAACUUGGAAAAAACAGGCGUAAUUGGAUCCAGGAAUGCAGAUGAUCAGUUAUGUUCUGUCGCAUGGCAAAGUACAAAUAUUGAACUAAUCCCUUUAGAGAUUCGAAUGCAGAUAAUAGAAAAAGAAAGAAAAAGAAAAGAGCUGUUUCGGAAGAAGAACUAUGCUGCUACGGUCAUACAGAGGACAUGGAGAAGUUACCAGCUAAGACAGGAGUUGUUCCAGCUGCUUAGUGCUAAGCGGCAGUGCAAAGAAGAUGAAGACAAAUGGAGACAAGAGGCAGCUGCCUUCUUCAUUCAGGUUGCUUGGAAGAAACAGCUGAACCAUAGCCCUCUGAAAUCAGUUCCUUCAUGUAAAAAUCUGAAAUCUAUAAACAAAACCAGCUCAGCCAUAAAAACCAGCAAGCAGUCCAUCCUUAAGCAGAUCUAUGGACGUUCUCAGGAAGGCAAAGUGCAUCAGUCAACAAGACCUCCUUCUAAGCUGAAACUUUCUGAUGUGCAGCUGGUCUCAGUAAACAACCUACAGUGUGUUAAUUUGCUGGAGAACAUGGGAAAAUCAAAGCAAUUUUCAUACAACAUGAGACCAACCACUGCUGCAAAAUCAAAAAAUACAGGACUCAAGCACUAAGCAAAACUGAAUGUUUGGAAUUUAAAGAGCACAUUCUGGUGCAACUGUUAUCUUUCAUAAUGUACAAGUCAUCUACAACAUAUUAAACUUGAACACAUUUUCAGUUUUGUAUUAUCUCAGCAUUACAUGCCAAGCAGACUUCUAAGGACCUGGACUUAUUUUAUUUUGUGUACAAAUUAGUUUUUGAAUGCAACUGUUAAUUUAUUUAGUGACAGGAUGAAAUCUGAAUUGCAUUUAGAAACAGAAAAUGAAGUGCUAAGCCCAGCAUUACAAUAGAGUUGCAGGGGCUCCCAAAGUUUUCCGUUGUCAAAAGUAGGAAUUUUGAAUGUGUUCAUCAAACACACUUUCAAAGGGGAGGGCAACUGUACUGAAGAUGUAACAGUUCUAGAAGACUGCUAUUCUAUUUCACCUCAAAUUUAUUAAAUGUAUUUCAAAAUCUAAGUGGGAAGGGAAGAACAGCCUUCCUGCUCUACUUCUGUACUAAAGAAACAAUUGGUUCUCAGCUAGCUAUGGAUUGGGAAGGAAAAGUAGAAACAUUGACAGAAAACUGCUUUCCACAGCCUAUGGAAAUUGUUAGGGGUGUGUUUUCUGCCCUUUGAAAUUAUCACCAGUUUUUUCUAUAUUAAUAACUUUAUUUUUAUACAUGCACAAAAAGAGUUUCUACAGAAAGCAAGAAAAGACAGGACCUAUUCUAGAAGAAAACUUGUUCUUAUGAUAGCUUUGGAGCUCCCAGCAUACAGUAUUUACCUUGCACAAAGUAUUUAAGAAUAUGAACUCAGCAAAAAUAAAAAACUGUUACUCUA